GUUCAAACUUAUUGACACAAAUCGAAUCGGGUUUUAGGAGGGUUUUGCGAAUUCGGCCAGCAAUGCGCAAAUUUCUACAACUAAAACCCUUGAUUUCCAGUAAAACCCUGUGGAGGGCUUCAAUCCCUACCACAAAUCUGCUUUCUCUGAUCCAAAAACACUUCCUUCAAACCGAGGCAAUCCCUUCUUCUGCUACAGAAGCGCCCGCUUUGGGAUCCGCACCUUCACUCCCCAGACGCCUCCAAACACCCCAAACCAACUCCCCAAACUCCUCUUCCGUCCUCAACUGUUUGAAAUUCCAUGGAUUCGAUGAUACCCAAAUGGCCGAACUGGUUAAGAAACGCCCUGACAUCCUCAAUUGCAAAGUUCACACGAAGCUCGAGCCCAAGCUUCGAUAUCUCAUUCAAAAGGGUUUUACCGGUUUUGCAGUCAAUGAAGCUGAUCAAAGAGGACAAGAAGAUUGUUUGGGCAAUAGUAUUGUCUGAAAAGAAAUUUUUGGAGGAAUAUAUUACUAAGCAUAUGGACAAAGUUCCAGAUUUGUUGGAUGUGUACCAUCGUGCUGUUAAGCAAAGGAAAACAAUCAGGGGCAAAAGAGAAAAUUUUGAUCCCAAAUCCACAAGUUUGGCUCUGUAAUUCAGAAACUACCUAGGUAUUCCUUUUGACUUGUUCCUAAUGUAUUGCGGCGCUGUCAGUUUGAUCUUGUGAAUUCAUCUUUGUCGCCAUUGUCUUUUUCUUUGUUUUGAUAUUGGUUUACUUAAGGUCAUGGUUCUUUUGUUGUUUAUGUAAUCACUAAUCAGUGGGUCUCCAAGCAACUCUUUGAUUUAUUUUUAAAUUUUAACUCUUGCUUUUACUGGAA
Theobroma umbraticum is the source of this 856-nucleotide messenger RNA. The record is from RefSeq and is a predicted model, not a curated record. Lineage: Eukaryota; Viridiplantae; Streptophyta; Magnoliopsida; Malvales; Malvaceae.